Molecule: messenger RNA, 1242 nt
Organism: Orbilia oligospora ATCC 24927
Lineage: Eukaryota; Fungi; Ascomycota; Orbiliomycetes; Orbiliales; Orbiliaceae
Exons: 6
Coding region: 1-1242 (413 amino acids)
Source: RefSeq, a predicted model, not a curated record
AUGGACCCGAGCGAUUUUGCUUCUCAUCUAUUAAAUGAUUACUCCGGUACCCUAUCGCCAGGGUACCACGCUAUCUGCGACACAGUUACGCCAAGCUUCGCGCAAUAUGUGCAACCACAGACUCCUCGGACACCUCGUAGGGGAUCCACUGUGCACGGUGGUACCAGCGCCCAUGCCACACCUAACUACGAUGGAGCGUCAGGUUCAGAGCCCAACCAAGCCUUCCAAACACCUAUGCAAACGGAAAACACAGGGCUUCUGGCCUAUACCCUACCAGCUCAGACAAUGAUAGGUAGAAUCAAAACCCUUGAAGCCCAGGUUAAAUCUAUGACAGAAAUCGAUGGCCAUGUGGGUAGCCCUAAAAAUAAGCUGAACUUACAUUUGGUUGCUCUCGCUGACACUGGAAAAAGAGACCCCUCCGAAAACCAAUCGAUUACGCAAAAGUUUGCUGUUCAUGAAGCAAGCAUGUUGGCCCUGGGAACAAAUACAGAAAGAGUAUACAAGGAACUGACAGAUGUCAGAACAGAACAGAAGGCAGACCGAAGCAUGUUGGAAGGACUUCGGGAGCAAAUUGAGUCCCUACGGAGCGAACUGAGAAUUUUCCAGUCAACGGUGGGAACAGAAGAUAUAGCCAAACCAGAUCCUAAUGGUUCUGUGAGGGCACAAGAACAAGCAGCAACAUAUUUUCGUGGGCGACAGCAGAAAACCCACCGAACCAGUCUCGUAACCAGUAACCAGAAGGACGAAAAAAUGGCAACAUCAACCUACACCCAGCAACACAUGCACUUCGCUGGGAGGUGCCAGCAAUGCGCGGAAACAGAAACGACCCGCACUCUCCUAGAGAUGGAGCUACAGGCUCUCUCAACCGAAAACAUCAAGCUUCGAGAGGAACUUGGCCGCGAACACAAAAGAAUGAUUGAAUCCAUAGAUGCCCUGCACCAGCAAUAUGAGGAAAAAAUUCAAAAACUCAAUAAGGAACAUCUAAAAAGCCAAAAGAAAACCCUGGAAGACAUUUUCAACCUACAUACCCGCAACCUAGACAUCCGAAAUAAUCACACCGAUACCAUGCUCUCGAACGAGAUCUCGAUGUUGAAGGUCCGCGGUCGCACCAGACCGAACCGGUGUCUUUCUCAAUCACGCGCGAGCCAAGGGCGACAAGAAGACACCGACUACUCUCCCAAAGUCUCUGAAAUAGCGAGAACCCCCGAGGCCUCUAUCGACAAACAGAUUUCCCAAUGCUAG